Aspergillus campestris IBT 28561 is the source of this 3858-nucleotide messenger RNA. RefSeq names its product ankyrin repeat and protein kinase domain-containing protein. Gene Ontology annotation, molecular function: protein kinase activity; protein binding; ATP binding. Bases 1 to 3858 code for a protein of 1285 amino acids. Gene Ontology annotation, biological process: protein phosphorylation. Lineage: Eukaryota; Fungi; Ascomycota; Eurotiomycetes; Eurotiales; Aspergillaceae. The record is from RefSeq and is a predicted model, not a curated record. The transcript has 2 exons.
AUGUCCCAGCCCUUUUCACUAAGACCCAUGGGACUAAUCCAAGGGGUCUUUGGGAGACGAGCACCACCACCGACCCCGCCUGCUGUCGGUUUAAAAGACGAGUCUGAUGUAGAGGAGUUGUUGGCUCGCUUGUGUCGGCCAGCAUCCGCGACCAACUCGGCUGUAUUUCGCAGUGUGAGUGUCAAACGAUGCAACGAGAUCAGCGACAUUCUCUUCAAGAAAGGCAAAAAUAACGGCGAUGAGCGACUACUCGCAUGGAGCGAGCGACCGCGAAUAUAUUUUGUUCUACGGAACAUCCAGCGGUUGGAUCUGCUGGACUAUUUCGUGAAGGCCGAGUUGACGGACUUCCAUAUUCCGUUUAACGAGGACACUUUGCCAGUUUUCCUGCGUGAGGAUGGCCUCCGAGAAUCAUUCCUGCGGUUUCAGCCAUACGUGCUUUCCUCGGGGGCGAAGGGUUUGGAUAACCGUGGUGAACCGCACCUGAGCUUUGCGGGGGAUGCGCAGAGGUACUUUUACUACAAGGGAUCGCUGGGCCGGGGGGGAUAUGGAGAAGUCGACGCCGUCACCAGCCGAUUGAGUCUCCAAUCAUAUGCGCGAAAACGCGUCCUGCGCGGAAGAGAUACCCAGACCAACAAGCUAGGACAAGCGUUUCUAAUCCGGGAGUUAUCGUAUCUCAAAGCCCUGUCUCAUAUUCACCUCGUUCGGUAUGUUUCGUCAUACACCGACGAGAAGUACAUUGCAUUCUUGAUGCAGCCCGUGGCCGACUAUGACCUGGAGACAUUGUUGAAGAACUUAGGCCGCGCUGGAACGGGUGCUGAAUGUUUGCGACCAUUCUUCGGCUGUCUAUCAGGAGCGAUUCAGUAUUUGCACGAGAACAAGAUCCGCCAUCGGGAUCUCAAGUCGCGGAACAUCCUCGUCAAGGACGGUCAAGUCUUUGUGGCUGAUUUCGGAACCGCUUAUAGUUGGAAGGGCUCGAGACAAAGCACCACCAACCAUCGCAAUGUCCCAUUUACGGCCGAGUACAUUGCGCCGGAGGUUGCGCUGAACCAGAGCCGCAGCACCGCCAGCGAUAUGUGGUCAUUGGGCGUGGUGUUCCUAGAAAUGUCUACCGUGCUGUUGGGCAGCACCGUUCGGAAACUGAAAUCUCUGCUACGUGACAUUUCACAUUCCCGUGGAGCCGGGCCGUACCUGUGGGCUAAUCUUCCAGUGAUCGAUACAUGGAUUGAGGGGCUUACCCGCUGCGCAGCAGAGCGAGAUGAAAGCACCGAACCACUAUCCUGGGUCCGAGAUCUGCUGCAAGACAGACCAAAUAAGCGCCCGAAAGCUGAAGAUCUUAUGAAGCAGAUUAUGGAAUCGCCCUCUUUUAACGCAUUUUGUUGCGUUGACUGCUGGCCGGAUUACGAGCAACGUUCCUUUCUCUAUACCCAGCAACCCCAAGACAACAAUGCUUCCGCGCCGGGGAACUCGGCGGACGUGCAAGCCCAGCUCACUGCGUUAUUGGAUCCCCCAGUCGACAGAGCCCGCGAACAGGAGAAAAACCGGACCAUCAGGUACUGGCUGGACACUGUUGCUGACGACGAUAUGAAUUUGACCUCUAUGGGCGUCAAUGGCACAGCAGAGUCUUCGGAUAUAGAGGUUCCUAUCCAAACAGUGGAGGACAAUUCGACAUAUUACUCUGCAGAGAGCUCUGACGAGGAAAGAAUGGUGCAGCUUGAUGGGCUAUCUAUCACCGGCAGUUACCAGUCGUUGGAUGACACCACCGAGUCGCAUAGCGGCCAGGCCGAUGGUGAGUCAAAGAGGACAACUAUUCCGUUGGAAGACAACACAGAAUCCCCUGAGAGCCUCGCAUUCCAAGAUGAAGCGCACAAACGCGAAGCGGAGUCUGGCGCGGCAAACGUCGAUGGUUCUCAACCACGGAAUAUAUGGCCACCUGCAGAAGCGGAGUUCAAUGUUUGGGCGGAUGAUGGCCGGACUGGCACAACCACCCGAGAACAGGAGUUUCCAGCGGACAUUCUACCGUCUUCCAACACUAUUUGGGGAUACGCUGAGUCACUGGACUUGCCUCCGCCCCUUCCGUUGACAGAGGAAUCGAUCAGCACCCCCUACUACCAAGAACAGGGGGGGUUUGUUCCAUCGAUGUUCGAUCCAGACGAAGAGUCUACGGUGUCUUCGUCACCUGAGCAGGAAAUGACAACCCCAAUCGAAGACGGAUUCUUGACGGCACAAUCAACAGAGAUAACUAAGCCCCCACCGUUGACUUCCACUGGUACUCAAGGCAAAUCUGAAACUGCUUUGGUGACUACCCGGUGUGAAUACGACGCGAUGGUGGCAUGGUCGAGGGAGACCAAGCCAUAUGAAGAACAGCUAGCAUAUGAAAGCACCGAUGACGCUCUGAAUGAACAGGUGCAGACGACCGAUAGUAACGGGUCUUCUUUGAACCUGAAAAGUGAUGCAAGCAUCGAAAGGGUACAGGGAAAUGCAUUGCAAAGAGCACCAAAGUUCGAGUUGGGCCUCCUUAGAAGACCUAGACCUGAAAAGAAACGGACCAAUAAACCCCCAGGAGGAGAGUUGCUCAUAUUACCACCACCAGAAAAAAGAAAUCUAUCCAAAGAACAGGUUGAUGAAAGUGCGAUAAUAGAAAAACUGCAGAGCGACACAACAGCAUCCAAACCCGAAACAGAAGAUCAAGCAUCAUCAGCCAAGGAGCAGUCGGCCAUAGCCCGCUUCAAAAAAGGCUCCAUGUCUCUCCACAAACAGGCACUCCUAACAAGUGCAAAACAGACGACCACGAAGAAAGAUUCGCUGAUAUCUGUCUUCAGUCCGGAGGUGUAUAUGAACACGACCUGGGAGGCCGCUUCGUCGCAGGACACCAGAAUUGUCCCAAUAAACCGCAACAAACGGUGGUGGAAAUGGAUAGAUCGAGACCAACAUAUUCUCGAGGGCUUUUGUACCGAAGGGGCCGUGCAAGCUGUGCGAACCCUGCUGAAGGACGGAUGCAAUCCAGGAACCGAGUUCAAACCGCGACCAACGCCUCUACUCCGAGCCAUCCAGGGUGGUACAUAUCAGCACUACAAGUGCGUCCAAGCGCUAAUGAAUCACGACGUCAACUUGAACGUCGCCGAGCGGAGGACUGGACGCACUGCCUUGCAGAUCGCAAUCGAACAACCCUUUUUCGCCGGCCAUACGAGUCUCGUCCGAGAUCUGAUCGACGGGGGAGCUGACACAAACAAGCCUGACCAUACUGGCAAACGACCGAUCUUGAGUGUUUUCGACAUCCAAGGGAACAAUGCCCUUGGAAAGCACCAACUGGAUGCGCUAGCAUGUCUUCUCGUCGGAGGCGGAGGGAAAGAGACCAAUGUCAAUGUCUACACACCCCAUGGGCACGACAGUCCGUUGCACCUUGCCAUACGGCGUAGGAGCCCCAUGGCCGUUGGCCUGUUGCUUUUCCGGGGCGCAUUAGUCAACGCUAAAAACCAAGCUGGUGCCACGCCCCUCCUCCUGGCCGCGGCUCAAUGGGCUGGACCCUUGGUCGCGGAUCAGAAAACCAUUCUAGACCUCCUUCUUCAGAAUCCAGAUAUCAACUUGAAUGAGAUUGCCGGCGUACAGCGUCGAACGGCGCUCCAUCAAGCAGUUUUUCGCGCCUCGACGACAGCCGUAGAAAUGCUUCUUGAAAAAGGUGCUGAUAUUUCGAUCCAGGACUCCGAGGGUAACACAGGGCGACAAUUGGCGUCAAAGCUGGACGAGACCAAAUGGAAAGAUGAACGGGCCGAGAUAAUUCGGCUUUUGCAUCAAAAGGACACUAGGACAUAUUUAGUGCGGCUCGGUGCGGACUUUGCGGGUGUGGCCAUGCCAUCCUAG